Vicia villosa (hairy vetch) is the source of this 1780-nucleotide messenger RNA. Its product is annotated as 5'-adenylylsulfate reductase 3, chloroplastic-like. Lineage: Eukaryota; Viridiplantae; Streptophyta; Magnoliopsida; Fabales; Fabaceae. The coding region runs from base 89 to 1507 and encodes 472 amino acids. The record is from RefSeq and is a predicted model, not a curated record. The transcript has 5 exons. Gene Ontology annotation, molecular function: phosphoadenylyl-sulfate reductase (thioredoxin) activity.
UCUCCUUCAAUUCAUAGCACAAAAAACUCAACAGAUUCUACACCUCAAUCUCGGAACGAACUUAGAUCAAUACUUCGUUCAUUCUCCAAUGGCUUUCGCGGUUAGUUCUUCGUCAGCAGCAUCAGCAGCGGCGAAUUCGACUUCGUUGUUCUCGCGGAUUGGAUCUUCCUCUGAUACCAAAGUUUUGCAAAUUGGUUCGUUGAGGAUUUUGGAGAGAACAAAUGGUUCGUCUGGUGUCUUGAAUUUACCUUCCAGACGUUCGUUGGUGAGGGCUCUUAAUGUUGAAUCUCAAAGGAACGGUUCUGUUGUUCCUCUUGCAGCAACUAUCGUUGCUCCUGAGAUUCUUGAGAAGGAAGAGGAAGAUUUUGAACAAUUAGCGAAGAACCUUGAAAAUGCUUCGCCUCUUGAGAUAAUGGACAAGGCGCUUGAGAAAUUUGGAAACGAUAUUGCUAUUGCUUUCAGUGGUGCUGAAGAUGUUGCUUUAAUUGAGUAUGCACAUUUGACGGGUAGGCCAUACAGGGUGUUCAGUCUUGACACCGGGAGACUGAAUCCAGAAACAUACAGAUUGUUUGAUGCGGUUGAGAAGCGCUAUGGGAUUCGCAUUGAAUACAUGUUCCCUGAUGCUGUUGAGGUUCAGGGAUUAGUUCGAACAAAGGGGCUCUUUUCAUUUUAUGAGGACGGGCAUCAAGAGUGCUGCAGAAUCAGGAAGGUGAGACCUUUGAGAAGAGCUCUUAAAGGUCUUAGAGCAUGGAUUACUGGACAGAGAAAAGACCAGUCACCUGGUACUAGGUCUGAAAUACCUGUUGUUCAGGUUGAUCCAGUUUUUGAGGGAUUGGAUGGUGGGAGUGGGAGUCUGGUGAAGUGGAACCCUGUUGCCAAUGUGAAUGGCAUUGACAUAUGGACCUUCCUAAGAACAAUGGAUGUGCCUGUUAAUUCAUUGCACUCUCAAGGAUAUGUUUCCAUUGGUUGUGAGCCAUGCACAAGGCCAGUUUUGCCUGGACAGCAUGAAAGAGAGGGAAGAUGGUGGUGGGAGGAUGCCAAAGCAAAGGAGUGUGGUCUUCACAAGGGUAAUUUGAAACAGGAUGAUGCUGCCCAGAAUAAUGGUAAUGGAAAUGGUGUGGCCCAUGCCAAUGGCUCUGCCACAGUUGCUGACAUUUUCAACUCUGAGAAUGUGGUCAGCUUGAGCAGGGCUGGAAUUGAAAAUCUGGCCAAAUUGCAGGACCGAAAAGAGCCCUGGAUUGUUGUGCUCUAUGCACCAUGGUGCCGUUUCUGUCAGGCUAUGGAAGAAUCAUAUGUGGAUUUGGCGGAGAAUUUAGCUGGGUCAGGAGUGAAGGUUGGAAAAUUCAGAGCAGAUGGUGAUGAAAAAGAAUAUGCAAAGAGUGAACUAGGGUUGGGAAGCUUCCCCACGAUCCUCUUCUUCCCCAAACACUCUUCUAGGCCAAUUAAGUAUCCUUCAGAAAAGAGAGACGUUGAAUCAUUAACAGCAUUUGUGAAUGCCUUAAGGUGAUGAUCGAUUGAGUAUUUUGCUCAAGGUUCUGUCACACGACACAGGCAAUAAAUUGAAUCACCGAUUUUGGCAGUUCACUGAAAUGUGAGAAUGGCAGUUUUGGCAGCAAAACUAAGAGGUUCACAGCUUGUAUCUCUGUAAAGUGUUAGGUGGUCUUCCUCACAAGUAAUUGUAGUAGUCACUGUGAGGAGGAUUUGAUUUACUGUUUUUCAGAUGAGUUGAUUUAUGGUUGUAUGUUUUUGCUUUUAUCAAUAUAAGAUCUAGUUUAUCAUA